UGCCGAUCAAUCCAGUGGUCCCUCCAGAGGGGCUGGGGCUGCUAAGAGAGUGUGGGGGAUCUGAUCUGAGCUGCCUUCACAUAAUUGUUUCUGGAAGAAGAAGAAGAAGACAACUCAGUCCACAAGGAAAUACACAGAGAUCAUCAAACCAAUGGGUGAUGGAUCAUAUGGUUUAGGGUAGCUAGCAAACGUACGUUUCUCAGGGAAAAAAAGUUGCAUAAGAGAAAAGGAUGGAAAAGACAGACAUGUCUGAGAAGAUACUGGUUCUGGUGAGAUUGAGGCCCCCAAACGAGAAAGAGAUUGCCGCUAACGAACCUACGGAGGAUUGGGAAUGUCUGAAUGAUACCACCCUUUUGUACAGAAGAAACACCUUCCGCCAACCCUCCAACUUUCCUUCUGCUUAUUCUUUUGAUAGAGUAUACGGAGGUGAGUGUCCCACCAGACAAGUUUACGAGAAUGGAACCAAGGAUAUCGCUCUUUCUGUUGUCAAAGGAAUCAAUUGUAGUAUUUUUGCGUACGGCCAGACGAGUAGUGGAAAGACGUACACCAUGUCUGCGAUUACUGAGUUUGCUGUGGCUGACAUUUUUGACUAUAUUUUUCAGCAUGAAGAAAGGGCAUUUUCCGUGAAAUUCUCAGCUAUAGAGAUCUACAAUGAAGCCAUUCGAGAUUUGCUUAGCUCCGAUGGUGCAUCCCUUAGGCUACGAGACGAUCCUGUGAAAGGGACAGUGGUUGAAAAAGCCACAGAGGAAACUCUGCGAGACUGGAACCAUCUCAAGGACCUUCUUUCUGUUUGUGAAGCACAACGUAAGAUUGGUGAAACCUCAUUGAAUGAGAGAAGUUCCAGAUCUCAUCAGAUUAUCAGACUGACGGUUGAAAGCUCGGCUCGUGAGUUCUUAGACAAAGAAAACUCCACCACCCUCAUGGCCAGUGUGAAUUUCAUAGAUCUGGCGGGAAGCGAGCGUGCAUCACAGGCGAUGUCAGCUGGUGCGAGACUCAAGGAAGGCUGCCAUAUCAACCGAAGUUUGCUUACUCUUGGAACUGUCAUUCGUAAACUUAGUAAGGGAAGAAGGCAAGGAGCGCACAUCAACUUUAGAGACUCGAAGCUGACACGAAUUCUACAGCCAUGCUUGGGGGGUAAUUCAAGAACCGCCAUCAUCUGCACUCUGAGCCCAGCGAGGAGUCACGUAGAGCUAACGAGGAACACUCUCUUGUUUGCUUGCUGUGCAAAGGAAGUUACCACAAAGGCUCGGAUCAACGUCGUUAUGUCAGACAAGGCCCUGCUGAAGCAACUACAGCGUGAGCUUGCCAGGCUCGAGACCGAGCUGAGAACCCCUGCCACGGCCACGCCUGCCUCUAAAUGUGAUUGUGCGAUGACGGUGAGGAAGAAAAAUCUUGAGAUUCAAAAGAUGGAAAAGGAAAUGACCGGGUUGAGAGAAGAGAGAGAUCUUGCCCAAUCCCGGCUUGAAGAUAUCAUGAGAAUGGUUGCACACGAUGAGUCUGGAACUCCGCAGAACAUAGACAAGUGGGAGGAUGGUUCAGUGUCACAGACAUCAGGCGUGAUCGAUUUAGAGAGGAGCGGAAUGUCAAUAACAAGAGCUUAUGUUGGGUCUCCCUCUGACUAUGAUGAAGAAAUUCCUACGCGUUCAGAAGAUCCAUCAGAAGAAUAUUGCAGAGAAGUUCAGUGCAUUGAGAUUGAGGAAUCAGCUACCGUCAACCACAAAGACCGAAAAAGAGCAGAGCCUAACAGUAGUGAGGAUGCUAAUAAUAGUGAAACGAGUGUAGGCCACAACGUGAGGUUGAGAAGCUGGACGAGGACUCCACCUGAAAACCUAGGGACAGAGUUCCUGGGAAGACCAGAAGAAGAAAGAGUGUUGUUUUCUGGUUUAGAGUGUGUGUCAAGGAAUGAUUCGCUGUCUUCUUGCGGGAGCGAUUCCACUGCCACUCAGAGCAUCAGAACGCCCUUGGGAGAAGAGGGAGGAGGUAUUACUAGCAUCCGGACUUUCGUUGAUGGUCUUAAGGAAAUGGCUAAGCUUCAAGGCCAGGUUUCGAUUGCUGGUAAAAUGCGGAGGGAUAUUGGUCUGGUCAUGGAAUUUGAGAGACAGCGACAAGAGAUUCUGGAGCUAUGGCAAACCUGUAACGUCUCUUUGGUGCAUAGAACAUACUUCUACUUGCUCUUCAAAGGAGAUGAUGAUGAGGCGGAUUCAAUCUACAUUGGAGUUGAGCUAAGAAGACUUUUGUUUAUGAAAGAUCGCUUCUCUCAUGGAAACCAAACUUUGGAAGUAGGAGAAACCUUAACACUGGCCUCAAGCCGGAAGGCGCUUCACAGGGAGAGAAUGAUGCUGAGCAAGCUUGUUGGGAAAAGGUUUUCAGGAGAAGAGAGGAGAAGAAUCUAUCACAAGUUUGGGAUUGCCGUCAACUCCAAACGCAGGCGUUUACAGCUUGUGAACGCGCUGUGGAGCAAUCCCAAGGACAUGAGUCAGGUUGUGGAGAGCGCAGAUGUUGUAGGGAAGCUUGUGAGGUUCGCUGAGCAAGGGAGAGCCAUGAAGGAGAUGUUUGGUCUGGCCUUCACGCCUCCUUCCUUCUUGACAGCUCAGAGAUCACAUAGCUGGAGAAAAAGCAUGCCUUCGCUUUUCUAACCCAUCUAUCUCCGUUUUAACCAUUUGAAAUUUUAAUACUUUCGUGUUACUUGCAGCAGUGUGUAUAUGUAAUCUUCUUUGUGUCUUUUCCGUUUUAUUCUGAAGGAGACAAAGUUGUGAUAUGUUUUUAAUCAAAAUUGUUAUUUGGCAUUGUGUUAAGGAAAAACUCAUUACAAGAGGUAGUAAAAGAUU
Molecule: messenger RNA, 2828 nt
Organism: Raphanus sativus (radish)
Lineage: Eukaryota; Viridiplantae; Streptophyta; Magnoliopsida; Brassicales; Brassicaceae
Product: kinesin-like protein KIN-7F
Biological process (GO): microtubule-based movement
Molecular function (GO): microtubule binding; ATP binding; microtubule motor activity
Source: RefSeq, a predicted model, not a curated record